AUGGUCGCCAACCGCGACGAGGCGCAGCGAGCCCUCGCCAUCGCACGGGGGAAACUCGAGGCGGGACAGUACGACUCGGCAAUCAGGUUCGCAAAGAAGAGCAUCGCGCUCGAGGCGAGUCCCGAGGCUGCCGCACUCCUCGCCAAGGCGGAGCAGCUCCAGCGCGGCGGCGGGUCGGGGAACGGGACUGCCGCCUCAGGGUCAUCCACCGCGUCGACAUCCGCAACUUCGGCCGGUCAGACGAGCGGGUCGACAUCGCAGCGGGCUGGAAAGGCCAAGGCGGAGACUUCGGGCGCGGCAGCAGGUGAUGGCGGCGGAGGCGAGUACACCUCGGCGCAGUUGGCGAUGGUGAAGCGGGUCAAGGCGUGUCGGGUGACGGCAUACUACGAGAUUCUAGAGCUGGAGAAGAGCUGCUCGGACGGUCAGAUCAAGAAGGCGUAUCGAAAGCUCGCUCUCGGCCUGCAUCCAGACAAGAACCUCGCGCCCGGCGCCGAAGAAGCCUUCAAGAUGGUGUCGAAGGCCUUUCAAGUACUAAGCGACUCGAACAAGCGAGCAAUCUACGACCAGACAGGCGGAGACCCCGAUUCUCGCGGCGGCGGCGGAGGCGGAGGAGGCGGUGGAUUCGCGCGAGGACCGUCAGCAGCAGGCUUCCAAGGCGGCGGGUUCGGCGGCGAGGAGAUCUCGCCCGAAGACUUGUUCCGGAUGUUCUUCGGACAGGGAGGCGGAGGGUUCGGCGGGUCGCCUUUCGGAGGAGGACCGUUCGGCGGCGGACCGUUCGGCGGGACGAGCUUCCAGUUUUACGGGCCCGGAGGCGUACGGAUGGGCUCGAUGGGCGGUGGGAUGCCUCGAAGAGCCGGCGGUCAAGGCCAGCAACAAACCCCGACUUCGAUGUGGCUCCAAAUCGCCCCUCUCCUCUUCCUCUUCGCCUUCUCGCUCCUCUCCCAGCUCCCCUCGUUCUUCGGCUCGUCGACACCCGCUCCCCCCAACUUCAGCUUCGACAAGACGAACCACUUCUCCGUUCCUCGAUCGACCGCAAGCGGCGUCAAGUACUACGUCUCGCCGGACCAAUUCGCCCAACAUCCGCUCUACGAAUCGUUCCUCUCAGCCAACCCCUCCCUCGGCUUCACUUCGUCACAUCAGCCUGGCUCAGCGCAGUACAGACGGGAUCUGGUCGACCACUUGCGACGGUCGAGCGCGACGGCGGAACCUGUUGCGGAGGGAGGCGGUGCGUCGAAGGAGAAGGAGAAGAAAAGCAAGCCUGUCAAGCUUCCGCACGACAUGCUCAGCUUUGAGCGGACGGUCGAGCGGUCGUGGGUGAACAGGCUGCAGACGUAUUGCCGACUCGAGCACCUCGCUCACGACUACAACGGCUGCUCGCAGCUGAACGACCGGAACGACCAACUGGAACGCGCAAGAGGCUUCCUCGGAUUUGGAACGGACCAUGACCGUAUAGCGAAGAUCCUCGCUCAGAAGCUUCCGCACUGCGAAGAGCUGAGCAAGGUCCCUGGACACGGACCCGUGUAUUAG
Messenger RNA from Rhodotorula toruloides NP11, 1527 nucleotides. Its product is annotated as DnaJ family protein. Gene Ontology annotation, biological process: cellular response to misfolded protein. The transcript has 6 exons. The record is from RefSeq and is a predicted model, not a curated record. NCBI's taxonomy places the organism in Eukaryota, Fungi, Basidiomycota, Microbotryomycetes, Sporidiobolales, Sporidiobolaceae. Gene Ontology annotation, molecular function: Hsp70 protein binding. Bases 1 to 1527 code for a protein of 508 amino acids. Gene Ontology annotation, cellular component: endoplasmic reticulum membrane.